GCACCACCACCUCGAGCAGCCUGCUCGAGGCGAUCCUGACUAUUCGACAGCCACAACAGAUGCCGAACCAAAACAUGCAGUUUAAAUUAUUCAUAGUGACUUUAGUGCUCCACUGUACCACCGGAGAAUAUUUUAAAACGAAACCAAGUUUCGUGAAGACAUGUUUCAAAAGCGAUCCAGACUUCGACGUUUGUUCACGGCAAGCCGUACAACAACUAUUCGAUGCAUUAGGUCCAGGUCUGCCAGAAAUUGGAAUGGAACCUUUAGAUCCUCUAAAAAUACCGAAAAUAAGGAUCCUACAAGGUGAAGGCCCAGUGAACGUGAAUGCUGCACUCGAUGACGUCACUGUUACAGGUUUUGGAAAGACAGAAGUAUUGUCGAGCCAAGUCGACGGUAAAACCUACGACUUUCACACAAAAGUACGUGUUCCGAAAAUCAGAAUAGAAGGAACGUAUGAUUUGAAAGGAAAAAUAUUGUUGAUACCUUUGGUCGGCCGCGGCUUAUGUUGGUUUGAGCCGACAAACAUGACAAUUGAUAUUAUCAGUGAUACAAAGUUAUACAACAAGGAUGACUUCGUGUUUUUCAACGUCACUGGGGCACAUGUAAAAUACAAUAUCGGAGGAUUAAAACUGCGUAUGAAUAACUUAUUUGACGGCAUUGAAUCGUUGGAGGAGAGUACCAACGCCUAUUUGAAUGCAAAUUGGCGACCAGUAUCUGAAUCUUUGCGACCAAUAUUAUCAAAAACCAUAGAAGACAUUUUACUUGGUUUUAUGCAGAGACUGUUUCACAAUUUACCAGGAGACUUCAUGAUUGGAGACGUCAAAAAUAAUUGGCCUAGUAAAAAGAUUGAGAAGAAAGUUUAGGAUUAAACAUAGGUCUAUUGUACUUACAAAUAAUUAUUUAAAAAAACUACUUACUUAAUUUGUUAUAUUAAGUUAAACUUUAAAACAUGUUUUUACUUUAGAUAAAUCUUUAAGUUUAAUGUGGAUGAUGGAUGCAUGACAUUGUAUGCCUGAGUAGGUAUAAUCAAUGAGAUUAAAAAAAAAUCAAAGUAUUUUAUUAUAAGUUGUAGGUACUGUAUUAUUUGUUAUAAAGAAAAUAUAUUAUAAUUUUGAAACGAAAACUAUGUGAACUGGUAGUCGAUUGAUUGAAAUGUAUAUAAGAUCAGAACGUUUUGUUAUUUUGACUGAAAACCGG
Messenger RNA from Spodoptera exigua (beet armyworm), 1197 nucleotides. Lineage: Eukaryota; Metazoa; Arthropoda; Insecta; Lepidoptera; Noctuidae. The record is from the annotation of a GenBank genome assembly.